CAAUUGCCAUGGCAUGAUGGCUCAGACUCGCGAUUUUUUGGAAGACUCCCCAUGUUGCUGCUUCCUGUACUGAAACACCGAAUUCCGUCUCCGCAGUCUGCAACCAAGCUUCACACCCCGGCUCCAUACAGGGAAAGGUCUACAAGUGUACCCCUUUAACCUUCGAACGCUAACAAUCCUCGGUCAGUGACCAGACAGUCCUGUCAACCACAGCCGUUGUCCUUGUGGCGAGGGCCGCUCUGAUUUGAGGAACGCAGCACACGAUUUCCGUAGGGGAGGUGGUGCUUGCUGGACAAGAAGCGAAAGGAACAGUAAUGUGUACAAAUCUAGUGUACUAUUAUAGCUAGUUGUUUUUUUUAAAUAUACCUUACUCGUUAGAUAUCUAAAAUAGUCAAAUGCACCUGACCUGAUGGUGACGUGCAUGUGUGAUUGUCCUUACAAACAUCUAUCUGUCAUGCUCGCAAAGUAACUAGCUGGCUAAGCCACUAACAGCCAGCAACAUUUACCCCUGUUGCUGUUUUAGAACAACUUUGAAUUAUCAGUUCCUUGUACUGAUUUGCUUCGGAAAGUCGUCCAGGGCACUGUAAAAUAUUUCGAUAUGGCUCCGAAGAGAAGACCCGUUCCUCUAAAUAUCACGCCCAUUGGAGAGGGGCAGUCCAUCUCCACAACCAUUGAUGCUGCGUCUGAAGCCAAUCUGGAGGCCUUACAAAAGAAGCUAGGAGAGCUAGAUUUGGACGAACAGCAGAGGAAACGUCUGGAGGCUUUCCUCACCCAGAAAGCCCAAGUGGGCGAGCUGAAAGAUGAUGAUUUCCACCCCAUAUGUGAGCUGGGCGCUGGCAACGGUGGAGUGGUCAACAAGGUCCGCCACAAACCCUCCAGACUGGUCAUGGCCCGAAAGCUCAUCCACCUGGAGAUUAAGCCUGCCAUCAGGAACCAGAUCAUCAGAGAGCUGCAGGUGCUGCAUGAGUGCAACUCUCCCUACAUCGUGGGCUUCUACGGGGCCUUCUACAGCGACGGAGAGAUCAGUAUCUGCAUGGAGCACAUGGAUGGAGGCUCUCUGGAUCAGGUGCUGAAGGAAGCCAGGAGAAUCCCUGAGGAGAUCUUGGGCAAAGUCAGCAUAGCAGUACUCCGAGGACUUGCCUAUCUGCGUGAGAAGCACCAGAUCAUGCACAGAGACGUCAAGCCCUCCAACAUCCUGGUGAACUCGCGCGGGGAGAUCAAGCUGUGUGACUUUGGCGUGAGUGGCCAACUCAUCGACUCCAUGGCCAACUCCUUCGUGGGAACGCGCUCCUACAUGUCGCCGGAGAGACUGCAGGGCACACACUACUCUGUGCAGUCGGACGUGUGGAGCAUGGGCCUGUCCCUGGUGGAGCUGGCCAUCGGCCGCUACCCCAUCCCCCCGCCUGAUGCCAAGGAGCUGGAGGCCAUCUUUGGCCGGCCCGUACAGGACGGAGCCGAGGGGGAACCACACACCAUCUCCAACCGCCUCCCCAGACCACCAGGAGGGCGACCAGUCAGCGGACAUGGGAUGGACAGUCGACCAGCCAUGGCGAUAUUUGAGCUGCUGGACUACAUUGUCAAUGAGCCUCCUCCCAGGCUGCCACUUGGUGUCUUCACCAACGAUUUCAACGAGUUUGUGACUAAAUGUCUGAUCAAGAAUCCAGCAGAGCGAGCUGACCUGAAGAUGCUGAUGAACCACACGUUUAUCAAACGUGCUGAGGUGGAGGAGGUGGACUUUGCUGGCUGGAUGUGUAAAACCAUGGGUCUCAACCAACCCAGCACCCCCACCCGUGGCACUGAAUGAGAAACCCAACGCCAGCUGCUUCCCACAUGAGGAUCCCCAGUGCCUCACUGUCUCUCUCUCUCUCACACACACACACUUUGGCACCCCUUUCGUCUUGCUCUUAAGAGGUUUCAGCUCUUAAGUAUACUUAUCAUCAACAGGGCCCAUUUACCCAUUGUAUGACCACAGGUUUCCCAUACCAGUGUCGUGGUAGAGUCACACACAUGCUAUUUUCUCCUAUCAUAUUAAAGAUGAGGUACAAAGCAUGGAAGGACUGCCAGUUUAUCAUUUCAUGAAUUGCCAUUGAUAUCAUCUUACCACUUGUAUUGGUAAAUUAUGUUCAUGGUAUACCAUGGUAUACUAAUGUUUUGGAUAUCAUGCCUGAUCAAAGUACUUAGUUUUGUACAUUCAUGACCAGUACAUUUUUGAGAGAGGAGUACUUUCAAUGUUGACAUUUUUAUUUGAUUUUAAUGGUCAUUAAACACUGUAAAAUGAACAUCAAAUGUGCUCAUUUUACAAAAUGGAAUGAUUUACGAUCUUAUAUUUUCCAGACACCCGGGGUCAUUAUUUUGUUUUAACUUGUAUUUGUAUCAACUGCCUGAAACUCAUUUGUCAAGUUAGAAUCUCUCAAACCGUGACUACAGAUGCUCUGAAAGGUUCCGAUUUUUGCCAGUCUACUCAAUUUAUUCCCCAGAGUGUUUUUCGGUUCUGCUCCACUGUUUUGCUUUGCGUGAGUAAGUGUAACCUACACUCCAAGCGUUCUCUUUGUGAAGCCCCGGUGUGGUGACUGGCUUUGUGCAGGUGGGUGGGUGGUGGUUGUAACAUGUAUUAAUUAGCCUGUCGUCUAUAAGAGCCCAUGUACUGUAUGUAUUCUCUGCUUCUGGCUGAUUUUAUCAUUCUCAAAGUGGAUGCAUUGUCGCCUGUAUGUGUAUAAAGCUAUAUAAACAGUACGCAAGUACAAUUUAGCAGUCUUAAGAAAAAAAAUGUUUUUGACUCGUAUAGGGGGAAGUGGAAGAGAUGUCAUUUUAUUUUAAAAUGUGUUGGAUACGGUUGUAAUGUAAAAAUAAAACUUUGGAUGUAUAUGGCAA
Molecule: messenger RNA, 2871 nt
Organism: Oncorhynchus mykiss (rainbow trout)
Lineage: Eukaryota; Metazoa; Chordata; Actinopteri; Salmoniformes; Salmonidae
Gene: map2k2a
Product: mitogen-activated protein kinase kinase 2a
Biological process (GO): protein phosphorylation
Molecular function (GO): protein kinase activity; ATP binding
Source: RefSeq, a predicted model, not a curated record